GAAUAUUUGAAUGUGAGCCUAUGUGGCCUCACUCCCCCACUGGACCCCAAUCAUUUUCUUUCUUCCCCAGACGUAUAUAUACCUGAGCAGAGUUCCUAUGCUUAGAAAAUGACAAGCCAAAAAUAAACUGAAAGACCCAUUUUUGAUACCAGAAUCCAAAUAGGUAACAAUGACUCCUCAACCUCCUGCUAAAAUCAUACUUAUUGGUAUUUCUCUGAAUCCAGAAGAUAGCAAGCAGCUUUUGUCAUGGGCAAUCGAGACUCUAGCUCAUCCGAACGACACCGUGGUGGCCUUGCACGUUCUUGGGGAGCAGAGGAAGAAGAACAAGCCAAUGGCAAAUAGUCGAACGCAUUGUUGGAGAGCGAAAGCGUUUGUUAUAUCAGUGAUGGGUGAAUUUGCAACAAUGUGCCGGUCUAAACAGGUGAAUUUGGAGGCAAGAGUUGGAUUUAGCUCCAGUGCUGGGAUAGGUCUAGUUGAGGAGGCAAAAGGCUUAUCGGCAGAAUUCCUUCUUAUCGGCCGACCGAGAAACAAAUCAAAUAGGAAUGCACGCGGAAUAACGAACUACUGUUUUGAGCAUGCCCCAGUAGGCUGCUCUGUGGUCUCAGUAGGGAAAUCUGUGCUCCCACAACCAAAUUCAGAUUCACAAUCUGCGCGAUUCGAAGAAACUGAUAAAAAUGACCAAAUGGACGAGGCUAUGCAUGAACUCUCAGAAACCAAGAGAGAAAGGCCUUCACCAAGAAGGGUUUUGGACAUUAUUGAAGGAGAUUCUAACAGUACAGAGGAAGAUAGCUCUAGUUUCGGGGACUCGAGCAUAACUACAGAGUCCCCUCCCCUGGCUCCCAGAUCGAACUACAGAAAUCUGAAAUCACCGUUCCAGCGAAUCUCCUCUUUCCUUCGCUCACCGUUCGAUUCAAACGUAAGAAGAAAGAGUAAUGAAGUUAUUCCUAGGAAAGAACAGCAGAAACCCCUAUUGAGGUGCUUUAGCUAUGAGGAGAUUGCAAUUGCCACAAACCAUUUCCACCCAGAUAAUGUGGUGGGCAGGGGAGGAUACUCGGAAGUCUACAGAGGUGAUCUUGACGAUGGGCGCACCAUCGCAGUGAAGACGUUAACCAAAGACAACACGAAUCAAAACAAGGAAAAAGAGUUCCUCGUGGAACUAGGCAUCAUUGGGCAUGUAAACCAUCCCAAUACCGCGGUCUUGGCCGGCUGUUGCAUCGAAAAUGGACUCCAUUUAAUCUUCGACUUCUCUCCGAACGGAACGUUAGCUUGUGCAUUGCAUGGAAAAUCGGAUAAGCCUCUUGAUUGGCCAGUUAGAUAUAAAAUUGCACAGGGGACUGCUAGGGGUUUACAGUAUCUUCACAAGUGUUGCAAACACAGAAUCAUACACCGUGACAUUAAGGCCUCCAAUGUACUUCUUGACCGAGAUUAUGAACCUCAGAUUUCGGAUUUUGGACUGGCGAAAUGGCUGCCCAGUAAAAUGACUCACCACACGGUGAUUCCAAUUGAGGGGACUUUUGGGUACUUGGCACCAGAGUACUUCAUGCACGGAAUUGUGGACGAAAAAACUGAUGUUUAUGCAUUUGGAAUUCUCCUUUUGGAGAUCAUUACUGGCCGGAGGCCGGUCGAUUCGUCGAGGCAAAACCUUCUAUUAUGGGCAAAGCCACUCAUGGAAAGUGGGAAUAUCAUUGAGUUAGUUGAUCCUAAAUUGGAAGGCAAAUAUGACAUUGACGAACUGCUUAGACUGGUGCUGACUGCUUGCUACUGCGUUCGACAAUCAUCUAUUUGGCGCCCAUCAAUGAGUGAGGUACUAGAAUUACUCACAAUCGGUAAUGAUUCUGAGGUUGCAAGAAGUUGGAGGAUGCCGAAAUUCACUUCCGACGAGAUGGAUGAUUACUCUAUGAUUUUCGGAUACGAUCUUCCAUCGGAUAUCAGUUUGGAGGACAUAUAGGAUAUCAAAAGCCGAUUUUGCUAUAUUUUUUUUUAUUGUUACAAGAUUCUCGAGAUAGAGUAUAUAGAGUAAGCAACAUGCUUUUCUUGAGUUUGACUAGAUAUCUAGUCUAAUUUUCCAUGUGCGAGUUAGUAGGUCUCAUAUAAUGAGCCCAUCUUGUGAGCCAUCAUAGAUAACUAGAUAGUCGAUUGGAGAGGUUAGCUCAUUGAUACAGAUAAGAGAACUUCCUCGAUUGUUGUUUGAGAUUUUUAUUUUGUAUUUUAGGCCUAAUUAAUGGUUCCUAUAUAAA
Messenger RNA from Rhododendron vialii, 2237 nucleotides. RefSeq names its product probable receptor-like serine/threonine-protein kinase At5g57670. Lineage: Eukaryota; Viridiplantae; Streptophyta; Magnoliopsida; Ericales; Ericaceae. The transcript is spliced from 10 exons. The record is from RefSeq and is a predicted model, not a curated record. The coding region runs from base 170 to 1948 and encodes 592 amino acids. Gene Ontology annotation, biological process: protein phosphorylation. Gene Ontology annotation, molecular function: protein kinase activity; ATP binding.